AUGUUAGUGCGGACGGUGUCCAAGGCUAUCGUAAAACGCGCACCUGAACCUAAAGCCAAAGCUAUCGUAAAACGUGCACCUGAACCUAAAGCCAAAGCUAUCGCAAAACGUGCACUUCGACCUAAAGCCAAAGCUAUCGCAAAACGUGCACCUGAACCUAAAGCCAAAAUAUUGUAA
Ambispora leptoticha is the source of this 177-nucleotide messenger RNA. The record is from the annotation of a GenBank genome assembly. Lineage: Eukaryota; Fungi; Glomeromycota; Glomeromycetes; Archaeosporales; Ambisporaceae.